AUGAAGCACUCUUUGUUUUCGCUCGCCUUCCUGGCAAGCUCCGCCAUGGGCUAUGAUCAACUCCUCGGCUUUAAUGAGAAGGCACAAGUUGAAACCAGAAGCCUCGACGAGAUCCACAAAGCUGCCUUGAAAGAGGGAGGCACUGUUACCUGCUGGCACGGAGGAGAUGCGCCCAACCAGCGAGCCAGUCUUAAACAAGCCUUUGAGAAACGCUUCCCCGGCAUGACGCUCAACGUCACUGUCGAUCUGUCCAAGUACCAUGACGCCAGAAUAGAUCAGCAGCUCGCCGCCGGUGGAAAAUCGGUCUACGUCGACAGCGUGAUCCUGCAGACGUUGCACGACUAUCCCCGCUGGGCUCAGGAGGGCGCGCUGCUCAACUACGCCCCCAAGGGCUUUGACCAGAUCGAGCAUGCUUUCAAGGACAGCACGGCGUAUUGGUAUGGUGUGUACGUCUUGUUCUGGGCUAACGCCUGGAACACUGACAAGCUGCCUGGCAUCAAGGCGCCGACCGAGUAUGCCGAUUUCCUUCGGCCCGAAUUCAAGAACAAGCUUGCUCUGACCUACCCCAACGACGAUGACGCUGUUCUCUAUGCCUUUUAUCUCAUUAUGCAGCAGAACGGCGCAUCUUGGUUCGAGGACCUACUCAAGCAGAACCCUCGCUGGGUCCGCGGUACAGCAACCCCAGGCAACAUCAUCCGCUCAGAGAACGCCACCGAGGCUGCAUACUUCGCCGUCGGCGGACGCUUCGGUGAGUCCAAGCCUCUAAAGUUCGCCCAUCCCAAGCAGGGAAAAUACGUAUCCUGGCCGCAGACCGCCGCUAUCCUCAAGGACGCUCCUCACCCCGAGGGAGCCAAGCUUCUUCACAACUACAUUCUCAGCGAGGAGUUCCAGUCUACUAUGGGACUUUGGUCUGUCCGUCGCGAUGUUGCCACUCCAACUGGUUUCCCUCCUCUUCGCAACGAGACUGCUACCAACCCGACCGAGUUUGCGCGAUUCAUGAAGGAUAGAGUUUUGGUCGAGAGACUUCGAUUCUGGUUUGAGGCUCGUAUUGGUACCGCACAGGGUGUCGACCCUAUCUACAAUCCUAUCAACCAGUGA
Messenger RNA from Fusarium tjaetaba, 1098 nucleotides. RefSeq names its product abc-type fe3+ transport system. Lineage: Eukaryota; Fungi; Ascomycota; Sordariomycetes; Hypocreales; Nectriaceae. The transcript is spliced from 2 exons. Bases 1 to 1098 code for a protein of 365 amino acids. The record is from RefSeq and is a predicted model, not a curated record.